AUGGUUGGUCUGUUGUUGUUGGCUGGGAGGGGCAGUUCCGGGCAAGAGGGAGCUUUAUCCCCAGCCUGUGGUGCAGGAGAGAGCUGCACAGGUGGCGGCGAGAGCCACGAGGCGGCUUCUUGCGACAAUGACAUAUGUGUCUACUACUCAGUACUGACACUGAAAAUAAAACGACAGUCAGGGACUAUUACUGUGCCACCAAUGCUUACCUCUUCGCCGCGAUCGGAUUCAUUCAUCCGGGCGAGACAACCAAGUCUUGACUUAGAACACGAUCUUCUCUCCACCCGUGGCCAACGCCUCGGGGGACUAAUACGACGGCGCUCUCUCAGCGUCCAAAGCGCCGAUAAUCCUUAUGACAGUGAAAGGCUUGAAGAUUCCAUUCAAGAUCGCGGGGAUAGGCCUGUUGCUUUUGAGCGCGCUAGGCGACUCAUCGGCGAGAGCAGGCCUAUUUAUCGUUGGUAUGCCAUUUCCCCUCGUUUCACAGCUUAG
Molecule: messenger RNA, 489 nt
Organism: Aspergillus niger
Lineage: Eukaryota; Fungi; Ascomycota; Eurotiomycetes; Eurotiales; Aspergillaceae
Exons: 2
Coding region: 1-489 (162 amino acids)
Source: RefSeq, a predicted model, not a curated record